Molecule: messenger RNA, 611 nt
Organism: Megalopta genalis
Lineage: Eukaryota; Metazoa; Arthropoda; Insecta; Hymenoptera; Halictidae
Gene: RpL27A
Product: ribosomal protein L27A
Biological process (GO): translation
Cellular component (GO): cytosolic large ribosomal subunit; ribosome
Molecular function (GO): structural constituent of ribosome
Source: RefSeq, a predicted model, not a curated record
ACGCCAUCUAGAUAAAAUUUAGCAACUUUGACGAGGAGACAGCGCUGUUUCCUCUUUCUUCGCAUCGCAACCAAGAUGUCUACACACAAAAAGAAGACCAGGAAGCUUCGUGGUCACGUCAGUCAUGGUCACGGUCGUAUAGGUAAACACAGGAAACAUCCUGGUGGUCGCGGUAAUGCCGGUGGUCUUCACCAUCACCGUAUCAACUUUGACAAAUACCACCCUGGGUAUUUUGGAAAACUUGGUAUGCGAAAUUACCAUUUAAGGCGUAACACAAAGUGGUGUCCAGCCUUAAAUUUGGACAAAUUAUGGACACUGGUAUCAGAACAGACUAGGCUUAAAUAUAAGGACUCAAAGAGUAAAGUACCAGUAAUUAAUCUUGUAAAAGCGGGCUACUAUAAACUUCUAGGAAAAGGACGCCUUCCUAAACAACCAGUUAUUGUUAAAGCCAAAUUCUUCAGUAAAUUGGCAGAAGACAAAAUCAAGGCUGUUGGAGGAGCUUGUGUCCUCUCUGCUUAAAUAUGCAAGGACCAACAUACUGGCAGAACACCUUGCUACGCAUUCAUUUGUGUUUAUAUUCUUAAUAAAAUUUAAACAACCAAAAAAAAGAA